CAAGUGGUUUAUUAUUACUCACUUGUCAUGUUAAUCUUACUGGUUUUAGGAAGCUAUCAGUUUAACCUCAAUAUUUUGUGCCGAGAAAGAAAAUCAAUAACCACAAAUGCCUUGAUUUAUUCAAAACAUUUAUAAAUAGAAAGUAAGGUCACAUAACCAGAAUCUUUUAAAGUUAGUGUAGUCCUCCUAUAGUAAAUCUCUUUAGAUAGAAUUAUGACAGCCUACUCCACCAACCUGCUCUUGACUGAACUCACGCAAAAAGAAGUGAAGGAAAGAAAAAAAAGACGCCUGAAAAAGCGAGAUCAUCUGUGUCUAUUAUCUGAUUGGCUGUCUCCGAAGCCAACUGCAUUGCCCACCCCCAUGUUUAUAUGAAUCGUUGAUCAUUUCUCGAGUCCUCCCACUGAGAGAGGAUUUGUGCCGCGAUCGAGCGCUCAUGGCAGCUAAUGAUUAUCGCGCGUACCUGCGGAAUCAUAUCGAUAUGGAAGAGGCUCCGGCGCGCGCUCCGCACACGGGCUCCACGCACAGAGCGCUCAUAUUCGGCACCCUCGCUGUCAUGGGACUGCUGCAGGUCGCGUCGAGUGUGGCGAUUUUGUUGCACUUAACCGGUUAUCUCCGAGAGGUCGACCUUGCCUCAGCCCGGCAGAGUCCUAAUGAGGAAAUGCACAGUGAAACUUUAAUAGCCGAUCCAAUCAAAAGUUUUAAGGAGAAGAAGGAAAGAUGUCGACAAAAAAAGGAUACACGCAUGCCAUCUGCUCACCUUCCUAUCAAGACGCCCACAAACUUUUCUACCAAAGAUCGAAAUGAUUUAACCAUGAUCCACUGGGAUGAUUUUCAUGGGUCGAAUUUGAAGAAGAUGAAAUACCGUGAUGGGCGAAUUUUAGUGGAUGAGCCUGGCUAUUACUACGUAUAUGCCAAGACCUGCUUUCGUUAUGCUGAGGAACACGACACGGACAAAGAGGACGUCAGCAAUUUACAGCUGUUUCAGUACAUUUACCAUGAGAAGCACACGCAGUCUGUAAUCAAGCCCGCUAUCCUUACAAAAAGUGGCGGCACACUGCAGUGGAACAUUGCGAAGUACAACAUGUACUGCGUGGAGCAGGGCAGAGGUGUCCAGUUGACUAAGGCGGAUGGUAUUUUUGUCAACGUAUCCAAUGCGUGGCUGCUGGACCCUGCAGCUGAAGGGACAUAUUUUGGUACUUUUAAGAUAAGUGAUUGACUUGCAUCUUUUUGCUACUGAACAUGUGCACAUUUUUGCAACCUUACGAACUUUUUUAAAGUGAUUAUGAACCACUGAGCACUUGUUUUUGAUCACUGACUUUUGAAUUUUUGUUCAAUAUAGAAGACAUUUAAGGGCACAUUAACACUUCUCAGUCGUACCGAUACUGGCAAUAGGUAUCAGUCCAAUAUUGGUACUCAUGCUCUUAAAAUGCUCCAAUAACCACAACCAUGCAGCGAAUCACAGCGGUGGAGUGACGCUGGACGGUCCCAGUAAAGUACGCCAAAUCGCAGUAGUCUGCUGCGACCUCCACAACAGAGGAAAAACAUACGAACUAAGUGGUCAAAUUUAGUUCAAAAUGUAAUAUACGCAAUAGGAACUUCUUGUUCAUUGAAGUGUUGUAUAAAAGCAAUAUCACAUUUGCGGCUUUAGCCGUUGUGACGUUUUGUUAUCAGUGAGUAUACCAAAAAGGAACAGCCUUAAGUGAGUAAUAAAAGACGACAUAUCAGUGCAUCGCUAGUUUAAGAGAUUUUACAUUAAACUUUUCAUCAUCAUCACAUUGAUCGGAUCAGAAUGUAAGAACAAAACUGUCCAAAUACCAUGAAAUGUAUCUAACACAAUGUUAAAAUGAUAGCUACAGCCUAUGGGAAGGUUUCUUUCAGAUCAUUGAAAGCAUAAUUGAUUGAACUUUGAAGAAAUGAUCAUGAGACUCAAUGUCAAGGAAAUUUUAAUUGUGCCAAACUGGUGAACAAGUACUGCCUGUCUCAUCAAGAAUAUGUACUGAUGCUUUACUGAUUGAUGAAUUUCACUGUUGGAUGUUUAGAGCUUCCUUUCAGAUGAUAUUUUUAAAUAGCGUUAAAAUUUCUUGAACAAAACGUAUACAAACAUUCAACAAAAAUCAAGGCAGCUGGACUGUCUUUGAGAAGCGAUGUGCAGAACCAAACUGAGUUUGGUACGCUCUAAUUUAAUUUUGUUUUUAGUGUAUUUAUUUAUUUUCAAUAAUGAUGGAAUGUUUGUAAAAUGUUCUGUCUGUUGUACAGUUUUGUACAGUGUAUAUAAUUGCCUUUAAUCCAUUCUUCAAGAGGUUUUGGACAAAGGGCAUUGACUUUAGGUCUGUUAUUCAUGCGCUUUUGUCCCAGGCACAGGGCUCCUGUUUAAAGCUUAAAUGGAUUGGUUUCUCACUAGGAAACUUUGUAUUUAAGUAUGAUUAAUUUGACUAUUCUGUGUGCAAAUGUUUAUGGACAGCAGAAUAUAUUGUUCCCAACCCGAAGCAAACCUAAAAAUGUUAAAGUCUAAGAUUUUUUUUUUUUCAUAUGUUAGCAAAAGUUCUGUUUUAUAAUGUUUAUUUAUACUAUUCUGCCUAAUAAAGAUACUUUUCUAAAUAAAAUACUAA
Messenger RNA from Ctenopharyngodon idella (grass carp), 2609 nucleotides. It is a transcript of the gene tnfsf11, whose product is annotated as TNF superfamily member 11. Lineage: Eukaryota; Metazoa; Chordata; Actinopteri; Cypriniformes; Xenocyprididae. Gene Ontology annotation, biological process: immune response. Gene Ontology annotation, molecular function: tumor necrosis factor receptor binding. The record is from RefSeq and is a predicted model, not a curated record. Gene Ontology annotation, cellular component: membrane. The transcript is spliced from 4 exons. Bases 434 to 1216 code for a protein of 260 amino acids.